This is a messenger RNA of Mauremys reevesii (Reeves's turtle), 661 nucleotides long. RefSeq names its product ras-related protein Rab-17-like. The transcript has 5 exons. The coding region runs from base 264 to 632 and encodes 122 amino acids. NCBI's taxonomy places the organism in Eukaryota, Metazoa, Chordata, Testudines, Geoemydidae. The record is from RefSeq and is a predicted model, not a curated record.
UCUAUGGAUUAGACUUGGUCUACACCUAAGUUAGGUCAGCACGUUGCCCUGUGGUUGGCCACACUCCUGCGUGACAUUGCCAUGGCAACCUAACCCGCACGGUGGAUGCACCUGUGUUGACAGAAGAAGGCUUCCAUCGCUGAAGCGCCUGUCUGUCGGGAAAGUGGUGGCCUACACUAAAGGAAACCCCAUUUCUGUUGGUGUGGGCUGUGUCUAUACUACGGCGUCAUACUGGCCAAUACAGUGACAGAGCUCUGUUGAAUAUGGCCCCGAGAAGAACGCAGCAGGUGGGGGCGGGGCCGUCCACGGAGCAAGCCUACAUCUCCAAGGUGGUUCUGCUGGGGAGCGCGGCCGUGGGAAAGUCAAGCACAGCCUUCCGCCGUGUGAAAAACGACGUCAGGGAAUCCGUGCCCACUGUGGGAUAUAAAAUUCAUCGGAGGAGGCAGGUUGCCGGCAAACUUGGCCUGAUGAGAGAAAGGUCUCAGAUAUCCUGGAUGGAAAAAUAUUGUAAGAAGAACUUUGAGAAAAUGCAAGAGAUACUAUUACCAAAUCAAUCCCCAACACAAAAGAUGGCAUAUGAACUUGAAGAAACUAUGGAGCAGAAAAAAAUCUCAUCAAAGCUCAUUCUGUAGAAAUGAAAAAGCAACAUAUAUCGCAACAG